CUCCAUGCUGUUGUACACACACAGGAGCUGACGGGUAAACUGCCUGUGGAAUACCCCCUGGAUCCAGGGGAGGAACCACCCAUUGUUCGAAGAAGAAUCGGGACGGCCUUCAAGCUGGAUGAGCAGAAAGUCCUGCCCAAAGGAGAGGAAGCCGAGCUGGAACGCCUGGAACGGGAGUUUGCCAUUCAGUCCCAGAUAACGGAGGCUGCCCGCCGCCUAGCCAGUGACCCCAAUGUCAGCAAAAAACUGAAGAAACAAAGGAAAACCUCUUAUCUGAACGCACUGAAGAAGCUGCAGGAGAUUGAAAAUGCAAUCAACGAGAACCGGGUCAAGUCUGGGAAGAAGCCCACCCAGAGGGCUUCGCUGAUCAUUGACGAUGGAAAUAUUGCCAGUGAAGACAGUUCCCUCUCAGAUGCCCUUGUUCUAGAGGAUGAAGACUCUCAGGUCACCAGCACACUGUCCCCCUUACAGUCCCCUCACAAGGGACUUCCUCCUCGGCCACCAUCACACAACAGGCCCCCUCCUCCCCAGUCCCUGGAGGGACUCCGGCAGAUGCACUAUCACCGCAACGACUAUGACAAGUCCCCCAUAAAGCCCAAAAUGUGGAGUGAGUCCUCCUUAGAUGAGCCUUACGAGAAGGUCAAGAAACGUUCCUCCCACGGUCAUUCCAGUGGCCACAAGCGUUUCCCCAGCACGGGGAGCUGCGCCGAAGCAGGCGGGGGAAGCAGCUCCCUGCAGAACAGCCCCAUCCGCAGCCUGCCUCACUGGAACUCGCAGUCCAGCAUGCCGUCCACGCCAGACCUGCGGGUCCGGAGUCCCCACUACGUUCAUUCCACGAGGUCAGUGGACCUCAGCCCCACGCGACUGCACAGCCUCGCCCUGCACUUUCGGCACCGGAGCUCCAGCCUGGAGUCCCAGGGCAAGCUCCUGGGCUCGGAGAACGACACGGGGAGCCCCGACUUCUACACCCCACGGACUCGUAGCAGCAACGGCUCCGACCCCAUGGACGACUGUUCCUCCUGCACCAGCCACUCGAGCUCGGAGCACUACUACCCGGCGCAGAUGAACGCCAACUACUCCACGCUGGCCGAGGACUCGCCGUCGAAGGCGCGCGCGCGGCAGCGGCAGCGACAGCGCGCGGCGGGCGCGCUGGGCGCGGCGAACUCGGGCAGCAUGCCCAACCUGGCGGCGCGCGGCGGCGGCGCGCACGGCGUCUACCUGCACAGCCAGAGCCAGCCGAGCUCGCAGUACCGCAUCAAGGAGUACCCGCUGUACAUCGAGGGCAGCGCCACGCCCGUGGUGGUGCGCAGCCUGGAGAGCGACCAGGAGGGCCACUACAGCGUCAAGGCGCAGUUCAAGACCUCCAACUCGUACACGGCGGGCGGCCUGUUCAGGGAGAGCUGGCGUGGCGGCGACGAGGGCGACGCAGGCCGCCUGACGCCGUCGCGCUCGCAGAUCCUGCGGACUCCAUCGCUGGGCCGCGAGGGCGCCCACGACAAGGGCGCGGGGCGCGCGGCCGUCUCGGACGAGCUGCGCCAGUGGUAUCAGCGCUCCACAGCCUCCCACAAGGAGCGCAGCCGCCUGUCGCACACCAGCUCCACCUCCUCGGACAGCGGCUCCCAGUACAGCACCUCCUCCCAGAGCACCUUCGUGGCGCACAGCAGGGUCACCAGGAUGCCCCAGAUGUGCAAGGCCACGUCAGCUGCCUUACCUCAAAGCCAGAGAAGCUCAACGCCAUCGAGUGAAGUUGGAGCGACCCCCCCAAGCAGUCCCCACCACAUCCUAACCUGGCAGACUGGAGAAGCAACAGAAAACUCGCCCAUUAUGGAUGGGUCUGAGUCUCCAACUCACCAAAGUACUGAUGAAUAGAGGUAUCGUAAGGGAAUGCUUUGUUCUUACAGCCCUUCCGCUUCCCCCUCAUGACUUUGUGGUCUCAGAUGUGCUGCACGUGGGUUGCCCUUCCCCAUAUCUUAACUUGCAGAAGGAAACAUCUGAAUGGUGUGGAAGCUACUGUUUGUAUGUCUUGUUUCUAGAUACAUGUGGAUCUCGAUAUAUGUUUAUAUGUAUGUUUUGCAUCAGAUGUUAGGUGCUCCCAAUGCUACUGCCCAGGAAAGACCUCAGAGUAUGCUUUGCACCUUCUCAGGCUCUAUAGGCAUACACAUACUUGUAGAAGCUUUUACUGGUUUAGUAAAUGUCUGGGGAGCACUUCGGAGCCAUGGUCCCCAAGACCCAAAGCAGUCAGACUCAAAUAAGUCAAAGAAAGGCCCCAUUGAAGGAAUCGCUUCCUUAGUAAUCAAUGCCCAUGAAAAGAACAACAUCAUGUAGUUUAUGGUUCAAAAUACCAAGGGCAGAUGGAAUUGUUCCAGAAGCACCUGGAGAUCACCCAUUAUUUCGUCCCCGCAUUCUUGAGUGACAGCUAGGUACUCUACCAAAUGCUGUUUUCCAAAAUGUGGUCCAUAGACGAGCAUGAGCAGCAGCAGCAGCAGCAGCAGCAGCAGCAGCAUCACCAUCACCAUCACCUGGGAGCUUGUUAGAAAGCUAGGCUCCUGGGCCUAGUGAAUUUGAGUCUGCAUUUUAACAAGAUCCCUGGGUGAAUGAAAUGCACGUUAGAAUUCUCAAAGCACUGCUAUAGUGGGCAUAAAAACAGUAACACCUGGUCUGGUUCCUGUCCUCAGGGACCAAAAUCUAACUGGGACACAAGACAUUGAAAUUAAAUAGCAUUUCAAGGCUUACCAAAAAAGAUAAGGAUGCCAUUCAAAAGUGGAUAAAAAGCCAUAAGUUUAUUUAAUAAAAAAAUUGAACUCUGACUAUAUUCAAGAAACCAUGUUAGAGAUCGGAGUUCCAGGAGUUCAAAUUGAAAUCAACAAUAUAAAAGUCUAUCAGGAGACAUACAAGGGAAGUAAGAAACUGUGGCAUUUUUGUAUUAAGUGCUCUGAGACUUUAAACAAAGUGCUAAAAGGAUUCCGAGGCCUGGCUUCAAAAGCUUGCAAUGGGAGGAGAGGGGGUUAGACAGGUGGGGCUGAGAGAGGCCGUGCCAAGGGCAAAAACACAGAUGCAGAAACAAGCAGGGUGCUUGGGGGUCAGCGCAGAGUCCCAUUUUGCUGUAGAGAAAGAGCCGGACUUCAGCCUGAAAAGUCAAGGAGGACAAGAGCCUGAACAAAUUAGGAGAGUGACAGGGAACAAUAUUUACUGCAGGUCCCGGGAGUUGGCACAUGGAGGAUUAGGAAAAUAGGGGCUUAGCCUUUGAGAGGAAGGUGGUGGUAAAAAAAAAUUCAACUGAGUAAAACUGAGAGAUCUUCUUGGCUUUAUUGAAUUAUUCAUGAAAUGGGCAGCAUCCAUCCAGCAGGUAGGAGCUCCAAGGAGCUGUACAAAAUGGAAGACUUUUACAGGCAGAGAGGAGCAGGCACAAGGAAGCUAUACUAGGCAAAAAAGCAGGUCGUUAUUGCAAGGUCACCUUCCUUUAGGAGGUGGCUAGGGUCUGUCAGGAAGAUCAUCUAGCUAGUGCUGAUCAGGAGAUUCCUGAGGGACUGGUUUAAGAUUCCAUUUGUGGGAGAGCCGAAACUAAUUAAGUCUUGAUUUGGUGACAAGGAGUUUAGUGUAACUGACACCAUUUUGGAUCUUUGUCUUAUUAACAAUUCUCCACUUUUGACCAGAUUCUCAGCCUGGGAGAUGUGAUCAACAUUUAAGGCGUUAACACUGCUCCCAGCUACCGCUCUGGAGUUCUCGCAGUUUUUUGCUGAAUUUCUGUGUGGUAUUCACAGGUCGUGACAUCAUGUUCACAUUCUUUAAGUCAGUCAUUCUCUUUGUUCCUUUUCUGACGAUCUAUUCUUAGAUCAUUUAUUUGCUUGGUGGUUAGCGGUCGAGAACAUGCAUUUAAAGCUUUUGAGAGAAUGCAGCACACCAGGGAGAUUAUAAUUAUUAUAAACAGGAUCAUCCCGAUGUCUGGAGAGCACUUAGGAGCCGUGGUCCCCAAGACCCAAAGCAGUCAGACUCAGAUAAGUCAAAGAAAGCCCCCAUUGAAGGAAUCACUUUCUUAAGCCGAUGUUCAGUGAUCUUAUGUAACUGAGUCUCAACUUCCCCGUGUUAACCCAGGUGCGGCAAGUAGUGCUGGCCGCAGCACAGACACCUCCUUGCUCAGCUAAAAGAUAAUC
Equus caballus (horse) is the source of this 4151-nucleotide messenger RNA. The record is from RefSeq and is a predicted model, not a curated record. Lineage: Eukaryota; Metazoa; Chordata; Mammalia; Perissodactyla; Equidae.